Caenorhabditis remanei is the source of this 546-nucleotide messenger RNA. RefSeq lists its product as uncharacterized. The transcript has a single exon. Lineage: Eukaryota; Metazoa; Nematoda; Chromadorea; Rhabditida; Rhabditidae. The record is from RefSeq and is a predicted model, not a curated record. Bases 1 to 546 code for a protein of 181 amino acids.
AUGAAUAUGAGUAGUCUGAAAAAUCUAGGAUGGAUGUUCUAUCCAGUUUUACCAGGGGCAUUCUAUACCGGAGCACUUUACAUGUUGUGUUGGCCAGAUGAGUACUCGGAUUCUUAUGUCAGAAAUGUGAUACUCGAGAAUUAUCAAUUGGAUGUUGCAAACCUUCGAAGAUUUGUAAUGACUCCUUACAACACCGACGAAUCUAUCAGAUGGAACAACUUCACCUUCCACGUCAUCGCCGCCGUUCUCGUUUGCUUCCACUAUUCGAUCAUCAUUUUCUGCGGCUUCCGAAUGCACAUUUCCAUGAAACAUGAGCUGGAGAAGUUCUCAGUGCAUAAUCGAAAACUACAAAAGCAAUUCUUCAAAGCUCUCCUUUUUCAAAGCCUGGGUCCCUCUAUUUUUAUUUUCAUGCCAGCGGUUCCGGUGCUUCUGAGUCCAUUGCUCCCUCCAGUGCUGGGGAUCAAAAUCAAUUGGCAAACCGGAUGGCUGUAUUCAUUUAUUGGAGUUUAUCCGCCAUUUGAUAGCGUUGCUUUUAUGCAUGGAUGA